Drosophila montana is the source of this 6617-nucleotide messenger RNA. RefSeq names its product TATA-box binding protein associated factor 1 (gene Taf1). The coding region runs from base 176 to 6580 and encodes 2134 amino acids. Gene Ontology annotation, biological process: transcription by RNA polymerase II; RNA polymerase II preinitiation complex assembly; DNA-templated transcription initiation. Gene Ontology annotation, molecular function: TBP-class protein binding; histone acetyltransferase activity; RNA polymerase II general transcription initiation factor binding. Lineage: Eukaryota; Metazoa; Arthropoda; Insecta; Diptera; Drosophilidae. Gene Ontology annotation, cellular component: transcription factor TFIID complex. The transcript has 15 exons. The record is from RefSeq and is a predicted model, not a curated record.
GCCACAUUGCAUUAAAGAGCACAAAUUUUCUUACCAAAAAAUAAAAAGCAAAAUAAAAGUGAAGGUGCAAUUGAUAUUAAUGAUUGCAUCGCCCACGUACAUAUAAAGUAUGUGGAAUGUGUUAGCCAAGCAAUUCGAAAUAUACAGUAGAAGCUAAGCACAACACAUAAGAAGUAUGGACACCGCAUCGGACAACGACAGCGAUGAGGGCUCCAUUGGCGGCAACGCUGCAAAUGAUAUGGGCAUUGAUCUGACCGGUAUAUUGUUUGGUAAUAUUGACUCGGAGGGCAAGCUAGUGGACGAUGAUGAUGACAGGGGACAUGUAUUCGAUGCUGAGUUGCGUGAAAAUCUAAGCUCUUUGUCAAAAUUGGGACUCAAUUCACUUUUGAACGAGGUUAUUGAUCAGCAUGGUGGCGCCAAUUCGGAUGAGGACCCUGAGGAGAAGCCUGUGCCAGAGUCCGCUGACGGACUGAGCGCUUUUGAUGCCCUGAAGGCUGGUCUCAACAGCGAGACAAACGAGGAUGGCCUAAUCAAGGCCCAGGAUGAUGCCAUUGAUUAUUCGGAUAUAAACGAACUAUCCGAGGAUUGCCCACGCACGCCGUCGCCCCCGUCACAGCCAUCAGAUGAAGCGGCAACCCCUGCCUCCACGUAUGACGAUCUGGAAGAUGCCAUACCAGCUACCAAGGUGGAGGCAAAGUCCAACAAAGAUGAUAAGGAGCUAAUGCCGCCGCCGAGUGCGCCUAUGCGCAGUGCCAGUGCACCGUCCUCGGGCAACGAGGAGUCACCCACUAAACCAGGCUCUGCUGAUGGAUCUAGCUCCACCGACGAGAAGUCUAGUGAGGCCAAAGCCGAGGCAGAUCGCCGUCUGGACACUCCGUUAGCGGACAUAUUGCCAUCCAAAUACCAAAAUGUCGACGUCUGCGAGCUGUUUCCCGACUUCCGGCCACAGAAGGUGCUACGCUUUUCACGCCUAUUCGGGCCGGGCAAGCCGACCAGCUUGCCUCAGAUCUGGCGACAUGUGCGAAAGCGUCGCCGCAAGCGCAAUCAAUCGCGCGAUCAAAAGACAACCAAUACAGGCGGCUCGGACUCGCCCAGCGAUACGGAGGAGCCACGCAGACGCGGUUUUGGCAUACACUUUGGACCAGAGCCAUCGCCGGCACAGUGCAUGUCCGAUGAUGAGGACAAGUUGCUCAGCGAUCUGAACAGCGUGGAUGUGCGUCAAGAGGGGCCGGACAAUGGCGAGAACAGCGAUCAGAAGCCCAAGGUGGCUGACUGGCGCUAUGGACCCGCACAGAUCUGGUACGAUAUGCUGGAGGUGCCUGACUCGGGUGAGGGCUUCAACUACGGCUUCAAGACCAAGCAGGAUAAGACAUCUUCGGCGCUGUCCAAGCUCAACAGCGAUCGCUCAGCAGCCAGUGCGGCUACCGAUGUCGCCCAGGAUCAAAGCAUUGCAGAUGAUGCCUUUCUCAUGGUCUCCCAAUUGCACUGGGAGGACGAUGUCGUCUGGGAUGGCAACGAUAUUAAGGCCAAGGUGCUGCAGAAACUUAACUCAAAGACCAAUGCCGCUGGCUGGCUUCCCUCGAGCGGCUCCCGCACAGCAGGCGCCUUCAGUCAGCCGGGCAAGUCUGCUCUGCCAGUGGGCAACAGCGGCAGCAACAGUGGCGGCAACAGCGGCAAACAGAACUCUGGUGGAUCAACUAAAAAAGCGCUUCAGAGUGCUGCGCAGAACAAACAGGUGGAGGCUCAAGACGACACCUGGUACAGUCUGUUUCCCGUGGAGAAUGAGGAGCUCAUCUACCACAAGUGGGAGGAUGAGGUGAUUUGGGAUGCCCAGCAGAUGAACAAGGUCCCCAAGCCCAAAGUGUUGACUCUGGAUCCCAAUGAUGAGAACAUUAUACUUGGCAUUCCCGAUGAUAUUGAUCCGUCCAAGAUAAACAAGAACACUGGACCACCGCCCAAGAUUAAGAUACCGCAUCCGCACGUCAAGAAAUCAAAGAUUUUGCUUGGCAAGGCGGGCGUCAUCAAUGUGCUUGCCGAGGACACGCCCCCACCCCCGCCAAAGAGCCCAGAUCGCGAUCCCUUCAACAUAUCCAAUGAUUCUUACUACACACCCAAAACUGAGCCCACACUUCGCCUUAAAGUGGGCGGUGGGAAUCUCAUACAGCACUCGACGCCAGUUGUGGAGCUGCGCGCUCCAUUUGUGCCCACGCACAUGGGUCCGAUGAAGCUGCGCGCCUUCCAUCGUCCGCCGCUUAAGAAAUUCUCGCACGGACCCCUCGCACAGAUCAUGCCGCAUCCGGUCUAUCCGCUGCUCAAGCACAUUGUUAAGAAGGCCAAACAACGCGAGGUAGAACGCAUUGCUUCUGGUGGCGGCGACGUCUUCUUCAUGCGCAAUCCCGAAGAUCUGAGCGGCAAGGAUGGUGAUAUUGUACUGGCCGAGUUUUGCGAGGAGCAUCCGCCGCUUAUGAAUCAAGUGGGCAUGUGCUCCAAAAUCAAAAACUACUACAAGCGCAAGGCCGAAAAGGAUAGUGGUCCGCAGGAUUACGUUUAUGGUGAAGUGGCCUUUGCCCAUACCAGUCCAUUUUUGGGCAUACUCCAUCCGGGUCAGUGCAUCCAAGCACUCGAGAAUAAUAUGUACCGCGCGCCCAUCUAUCCGCACAAAAUGUCGCCCACUGAUUUCUUGAUUAUACGCACGCGCAAUAGCUAUUGGAUUCGUGUUGUGAAUGCCGUCUUUACUGUUGGUCAGGAGUGUCCACUGUACGAGGUGCCGGGACCCAACUCGAAGCGUGCCAACAAUUUUACGCGAGACUUCUUGCAGGUAUUUAUCUAUCGCCUGUUCUGGAAGAGUCGCGACAAUCCGCGUCGCAUACGCAUGGAUGAUGUGAAGCGCGCCUUUCCGGCUCACUCGGAGAGCAGCAUACGCAAGCGGCUGAAGCAAUGUGCAGAUUUCAAGCGCACGGGCAUGGACUCCAAUUGGUGGGUCAUCAAACCAGAGUUUCGACUGCCCUCUGAGGAGGAAAUUCGAGCCAUGGUGUCGCCGGAGCAGUGCUGUGCCUACUUUAGCAUGAUUGCGGCCGAGCAGCGCCUGAAGGAUGCGGGCUAUGGUGAGAAAUCGCUGUUUGCGCCGCAGGAGGAUGAUGACGAGGAGGCGCAGCUGCUCGAUGAUGAGGUCAAGGUGGCGCCUUGGAAUACUACACGCGCCUAUAUACAGGCCAUGCGCGGCAAGUGCCUGCUGCAGCUAAGCGGACCAGCGGAUCCCACUGGAUGCGGCGAAGGCUUCUCUUAUGUGCGAGUGCCCAACAAGCCCACGCAAACAAAAGAGGAGCAGGAAUCGCAGCCGAAGCGUUCGGUGACCGGCACCGAUGCCGAUUUGCGUCGCCUGCCGCUGCAGCGGGCCAAGGAGCUGCUGCGAAAGUUCAAAGUGCCCGAGGAAGAGAUCAAAAAGCUUACUCGCUGGGAGGUCAUCGAUGUGGUGCGCACCUUAUCCACCGAGAAGGCCAAGGCCGGCGAGGAGGGAAUGGAUAAAUUUUCGCGUGGCAACCGCUUCUCUAUAGCCGAGCAUCAGGAGCGCUACAAGGAGGAGUGUCAGCGCAUCUUUGAUCUACAGAAUCGUGUGCUCGCCAGCUCUGAGGUUCUGUCCACCGAUGAGGACGAGUCUUCGGCCUCCGAGGAGUCUGACCUGGAGGAGCUGGGAAAGAAUCUCGAGAAUAUGUUGGCCAAUAAGAAGACAUCCACACAGCUGUCUUUGGAACGUGAGGAGCAGGAGCGUCAGGAAUUGCUGCGCCAGCUGGAAGAAGAACAGGGAGAUAGUGGCAGCAAGGCGGCCAAGUCCAAAGAUGAUGCCUCACAACAGCCAAUGGCCAACAAUAACCAGGGCCGAAUACUACGUAUAACGCGCACCUUCAAGGGCAACGACGGCAAGGAGUACACGCGAGUGGAGACGGUGCGUCGCCAGGCGGUGAUCGAUGCGUAUAUAAAGAUACGCACUACUAAAGAUGAGCAGUUCAUCAAACAGUUUGCCACACUGGAUGAGCAGCAAAAGGAGGAGAUGAAGCGAGAGAAGCGGCGCAUACAGGAGCAAUUGCGUCGCAUCAAGCGCAACCAGGAGCGCGAGCGUCUAGCGCAGCUGGCUCAGAAUCAGAAGCUACAGCCAGGCGGCAUGCCCACUUCACUGGGCGAUCCCAAGAGCUCGGGCGGGCAUGCGCAUAAGGAGCGUGAUAAUAGCCACAAGGAGGUCAGUCCGUCGCGCAAGAAGUUCAAGCUGAAGCCGGACCUGAAGCUCAAGUGCGGCGCCUGCGGCCAGGUGGGUCACAUGCGCACCAACAAGGCGUGUCCGCUGUACACGGGCAUGCAGAGCAGUCUGUCGCAGUCGAAUCCCUCGUUGGCCGAUGAUAUGGACGAGCACAGCGAGAAGGAAAUGAAUAUGGAUGACGAUGAUCUGGUCAAUGUCGAUGGCACCAAGGUUACACUAAGCAGCAAGGUGCUCAAACGUCACAGCCAAGUCCAGGACGAUUUCAAGCGCCGUGGCGGCCUCACGCUCAAGGUGCCCAGGGAUGCCAUGGGCAAGAAGAAGCGUCGCAUGGCCAACGAUGUGCACUGCGACUAUUUGCAGCGUCACAACAAAACUGCCAAUCGCCGGCGCACCGAUCCAGUUGUGGUGCUCUCCUCCAUAUUGGAGCAUAUACUGAACGAGCUGCGCUCCAUGCCAGAUGUUUCGCCGUUUCUAUUUCCAGUUAAUGCUAAACGCGUGCCAGAUUAUUAUCGUGUGGUUACCAAGCCCAUGGAUCUGCAGACAAUGCGCGAGUAUAUUCGCCAGCGUCGCUACACUAGCCGCGAGGUGUUCCUCGAGGAUCUAAAGCAAAUCGUGGACAACUCGCUGAUAUACAAUGGCUCCCAGAGCGCCUACACGGUGGCCGCUCAGCGGAUGUUUAACAGCUGCUUUGAGCUGCUGUCGGAACGUGAAGACAAAUUGAUGCGCCUCGAGAAGGCCAUCAAUCCGCUGCUGGAUGAUGAUGAUCAGGUGGCACUGUCAUUCAUCUUUGACAAGCUGCACACGCAGGUUAAAACACAAUCCGAGAGCUGGCCCUUCCACAAGCCGGUUAACAAGAAGGCAAUCAAGGAUUACUACACUGUUAUCAAGAAGCCAAUGGAUUUGGAAACUAUCGGCAAGAACAUUGAGAAUCACACUUAUCACAGUCGCGCCGAUUAUCUGGCCGAUAUAGAGCUCAUUGCUACCAACUGCGAGCAGUACAAUGGCAGCGAGGCGCAGUACACCAAGUUUGCCAAGAAGAUGGUUGAGUAUGCCCACUCACAGCUGGAGGAGUUUGCCGAGCACUGCGCUCAGCUGGAGGAGAACAUCAUGAAGACACAGGAGCGGGCCAGGGCAAAUGCGCCUGAAUUUGAAGAGGCCUGGGGCAAUGAUGAUUACGAUUUGAGUCGCAGUCGCGCCAGCUCGCCCGGCGAUGACUACAUUGACGUGGAGGGCCACGGCGGACUGGGUCUGAUUACACCCAAUUCGAUACAUCGCAGCAUGGGCGCGGACAACAAUCUGUCCCAUGGAACGACGCCAAUGCGUAGGCCAACGAUGCCAGCAGGUAGCGAGGUGAAACGCGGUCGUGGUCGUCCGCGCAAGCAACGCGAUCCCGUGGAAGAGGUCAAAAACCCAAAUAUGGUUAAACGUGGUCGGGGCCGUCCCCGAAAGGACAGCCUUGGCUCUAAUAUGAGUCAGACGCAAGCUUACUUUCUGGACGAAGAUUUGCAAUGCUCGACAGACGAUGAUGAAGAUGAUGAGGAGGACUUUCAGGAGGUGUCCGAAGAUGAGAAUAAUGCAGCCCACAUAUUGGAUCAGGGCGAGCGCAUGCAUGCGCCCAGCGAUACCAUGGACUAUAUUGAUCCCAAGAACAUCAAGACAGAGGUCGACAUUGAGGCACAGCAGAUGGCAGAGGAGCAAUGCGGCGAGGAUGACAGCCAGCAAGCGGCUGAAGCUAUGGUGCAGUUGAGUGGCAUUGGCUACUACGCUCAACAGCAGCAAGAUGAAUCUAUGGAUGUAGAUCCCAACUAUGAUCCCUCGGACUUCCUGGCCAUGCACAAGCCGCGCCAAAGCUUCGGCGAAACCUACAAUGCACAGGGUGCCUUCUCCGACUUCAUGUCCCAGGUUCAGGACGACAGUGGACAGUAUAAUCCGCCCGAGGCCAGCACCAGUGCUGCAGCCGCCAACAUGUCUGCACAGGAAGAAGAUAUGCCCUCCACGAGUAAUGACAAUGGCAUGGGCAUCGAUGAGGAUCUGGAUAUAUCGGAUAGUGACGAUGAGGAUAAUGGCGGUGUGCGCAUUAAGAAAGAGGUAUUCGAUGAUGCCGAACUGGCUGCCCAACAACAUCAACAAUCUUCGGAACCAUCGCAAAUAUAUCUACUGGAUGCAUCCAAUGAGCCAGUGCAGCCUGUUGACUAUCAGCCGCAGCAGUCGGACUUCCAGCCCGCUCAGGAACUCGAGCAGCUGCACGCCCAACAACCAAAUAUGCAACAGCAGACGGAGCAGCCGCCGUCACAAGGCGAAAAUGAUUACGACUGGUUGACUUUUUAGAUUCAAAUGGAUUUAAUUUUAUUAACAUUGACUGCAA